This is a messenger RNA of Peronospora belbahrii, 456 nucleotides long. The record is from the annotation of a GenBank genome assembly. Lineage: Eukaryota; Oomycota; Peronosporomycetes; Peronosporales; Peronosporaceae.
AUGUCUGCCGCUCUUAAAGAGUCGCAAGACGCGCUGUCCCACCAUGUAGUAACCAACGCGAUGAUGAGGAUUGCCACCAGGCAGCGCUGUGGGAACGCUAGAGGAGCGCAUAGCCCGAGUAGUUGUGGCAGCAAGACCGGUCAUGCUGGAGCUGACACUCCAACGGGGGUCCCUGUUCAGAAGCUAGCCCGCUUCUUGCUCGCGAACAACCACGACGACUGCGCAAAUGCACACCAUAGUGACACUAAAGGCGGGGAAAGAUCGUAUUUGAAGCCAAAUCUCCUCGAAUUGUUGGCAGCAAAGAAUCGCGGUCCGAUGAAAACGUUUCAGGACCGCUUUUGUUUCAGUAGCACUAGACAUCGCCCACGAUAUGUGCGUCUCAGAAGGAAUGGACAGUCAGGUGAGGAGAUCAGAAAGAUGGAGCUAAACCUGGACACUAUCAGUGGAGGCUUUUGA